This is a messenger RNA of Cladophialophora psammophila CBS 110553, 573 nucleotides long. RefSeq lists its product as uncharacterized. Lineage: Eukaryota; Fungi; Ascomycota; Eurotiomycetes; Chaetothyriales; Herpotrichiellaceae. The transcript has 2 exons. The record is from RefSeq and is a predicted model, not a curated record. The coding region runs from base 1 to 573 and encodes 190 amino acids.
AUGCCACCUCCCGUGAGCCCAGACCUCCCUCCGCCUGAUCUGGUGGAGGAUGGCUGGCACAUUCUCUACAAUCCCUUCAGUGCCACCAUCAAUGUAGACGAAAACCAUCCAAAUAACCCCGUCAAGAUGUUUCUUCUCCGACCUCUCUACGCGCCUCUUCUGUUUUCCAAUAUUUCAUCAGACGCCCGAGAUCAUUGUGCCAACGAAAGGACAUUCUUAUCGUGGCUCCGCCUGUCCAUCUACAUGGCUGUUGUGGCUGUCGCCAUCUUCAUCAACUUCCAUCUGAAGAGUCAGCCCACUUCCCUGGAAGAGCGGCUCUCCCAUCCGCUCGGAAUCAUCUUUUGGGUCCUGUCGCUCGCGUGUCUGGUGAGCGGAUUGGGCAUUUACAUGCGCACAGUCACCAAAUACGCGAGACGACGAGCCCUGGUCCAGACAGGGAUGAAGACACAAAUUGUCUUUGGGGUGGUCUCGACGGCCAUCAUCGCCGCGUGUGCGUUGUUCCUGGGGGCCGAAGUGCAGGCAUCGAGAGAGCGGCAGGUCGCUUUUGCUGCAAAUGUAUUGUAUCGAAGCUAG